AUGUCGCCGCAUGCCGUGCAACCAACCCCCGGGCCACCGCGCCCAGGCCUCGACUUUCACAAAUAUGCAAUCACCAGAAACGCCUUCCUCCCAGACCAGAGCCCCGUCGCCGUCCUGUCGGACCCGUACUACGCGCCGUGGGAGGCCAUCGGGCAGAACCUGGCCGAGCUGAUCGACACGGACGCCAUCCGGGACGCGGUCCGGCGGAUGCCGCUCCUCUCCGUCGACAAGCUCGUGUCCGAGCCCGAGUGGCGCCGGGCGUACAGCAUGCUGGCCUUUAUGACGCACGCGUACGUCUGGGGUGGCGACAAGCCCGAAGAGAUUCUGCCCCCUCAAAUAUCAGUCCCCUUCCUGCAAGUCUCCGCACACGUCGAGCUGCCCCCCGUGCUCACCUACGCGGCCGCGAACCUCUGGAACUUCACCUGCCCCUCCGGUUCCUCCUUCUCCGACUCGGAGCAGCUCUCCCUGUGCUUCUCCUUCACCGGCACCGCCUCCGAGUCGCGGUUCCUGCUCCUCAGCGUCGCCAUGGUCGCCGCCGGCCUCGACGCCCUCCGCGCCUGCAUCGACGGCGUCGCCGCGCUGCUCGACCGCAUGCCCGAGCGCUGCGACCCCAUGAUCUUCUACCACCGCAUCCGGCCCUUCCUCGCCGGCAGCCAGAACAUGGCCGCCGCGGGCCUGCCCCGCGGCGUCUUCUACGACGAAGGGGACGGCAAGGGGGAGUGGCGGAGGCUGCGCGGGGGUAGUAACGGCCAGAGCUCGCUGAUCCAGUUCUUCGAUGUGGUGUUGGGCGUGGAGCACGCCGGUCACGGCGGUGCCUCGCACGCGAGCUUCCACGAGGAGGUCCGCGAGUACAUGCCGGGCCCGCACCGGCGGUUCCUGGUGCACGUGGCGCGCAUGGGCAGCAUCCGCGAGUUCGCGAUGCUCCCGGAGGACGGCUGCCCGGAGCAGCGGCAUCUGCGCGAGGCGUACACGGCGGCGACGACGGCGCUUGCGGCGUUUCGGCAGAGGCACAUCGCCAUCGUCACGAGAUACAUCAUCAUCCCGUCGCGGCAGCCGUGGGAGGGAAAGAGGUGGAGGCAGAACCUCGCGAGCUCGUCGUCGGCGCUGCAGGGCGACGAGAAGCUGACGGGCACCGGGGGCACGGCGCUGGUGCCGUUCCUGAAAAAGGCCCGCGACGAGACGACGGAGGCGGGCAAGCUGCAGCGGAGGCAGUAG
Molecule: messenger RNA, 1215 nt
Organism: Cordyceps fumosorosea ARSEF 2679
Lineage: Eukaryota; Fungi; Ascomycota; Sordariomycetes; Hypocreales; Cordycipitaceae
Product: indoleamine 2,3-dioxygenase
Exons: 2
Coding region: 1-1215 (404 amino acids)
Biological process (GO): 'de novo' NAD+ biosynthetic process from L-tryptophan
Cellular component (GO): cytoplasm
Molecular function (GO): indoleamine 2,3-dioxygenase activity; heme binding; metal ion binding
Source: RefSeq, a predicted model, not a curated record